Messenger RNA from Talaromyces stipitatus ATCC 10500, 1791 nucleotides. RefSeq names its product flavin containing amine oxidase, putative. Lineage: Eukaryota; Fungi; Ascomycota; Eurotiomycetes; Eurotiales; Trichocomaceae. The coding region runs from base 1 to 1791 and encodes 596 amino acids. Gene Ontology annotation, molecular function: oxidoreductase activity. The transcript is spliced from 4 exons. The record is from RefSeq and is a predicted model, not a curated record.
AUGGAGUGCAAAGCUAAUCAGUUGGCCCAGCUAGCAAGUUGGUUUCAGUAUUCAAGUAGUCAACGACAUAAGUCGACUUUACAUCCAGCUGCCGUCGGUCGAAAGCUACCGCUGUCUGCACGCAAAUAUCAAAUAGCGCUCAUGGGGAAGACUCCACAUGUUGGCAUUAUCGGAGCCGGUAUAUCUGGGCUAAGAUGUGCUGACAUUCUAGCCCAAAAUGGUGCUAAAGUGACUAUUUUGGAGGCGAGGGAUCGUAUUGGUGGGAGAAUAACGCAGGUUGAAGUAGGCGGAAAUCUGGUCGACUUAGGCGCGAAUUGGAUUCACGGAACAGAAGGCAACCCAAUUGAUCAAAUCAGCAGGAUAUCGAACACGACCACCUGUGAAUGGGACGGACGUGAGACGAUAUAUGACACGACGGGGAAACUGCUCGAUGAAGCUACAACCAGGAAGUUGGCAGAAUGGAUGUGGACUACCGUCGAUGAGGGUUUCGAAUUCAGUACCAAGAAUAAGGACUCCAUUCCAGCUAGUAUGAGUCUGUACGACUUUUGCUGUAAACAGCUCGAGCAGACGAAUUUCACUGCAGAGGAAAAGGCGGCUUGCAAGGAAUUUUCCAAGUUCUGGGGUGCUUAUGUCGGAGAGCCCGUUGAACGGCAAAGCAUGAAGUUCUUCUGCCUAGAAGAGUGCAUUGAGGGCACAAAUCUGUUUGUGGCGUCCACAUACAAGAACAUCCUUGAGCAUAUCUCGAAAUCAGCAUUAAAACACACGGAUCUUCAUUUGAACUCGCCAGUUGUUCAAAUACAGGCAGCCAACAGAGAGACGAAUACUGACCGGCACAUCACCGUUGUAACCGAAGCUGGGAAAAAGUACCACUUCGAUGAUGUAAUAGUUACAUGUCCCCUAGGAUGGCUGAAAAAGAAUAAGUCUGUUUUCAGUCCUUCUUUGCCGUUACGUUUAUCGUCGGCUAUCGACAAUAUAUCAUACGGCCGACUCGAGAAGAUCUACGUAACCUUCCCACAUGCAUUUUGGCAUAUACCUACUGAGCGCAAGUCGAUAAGCGGCACCGGUAUCAAAGUGGCCAACGGUCCCGACUUUGUGGCAGAUAGCGAUAAUGACAAGUAUCCGCCGGCCUUUACACAGUGGCUGGAGCCAAAGUAUGUUGAAGCUCCUUCUAAGGAAGGAAGCUGGAACAUGCAAUGCGUUUCAUUGGCAGCACUUCCGCCAAAUUGCGCUCAUCCAACACUGCUCUUCUAUAUCUAUGGACCCUGCUCCGCAUACGUUGUCAACAACAUCAAAGACAUGGACGAGUCGUCAACUGAGUACUACAACUUUCUCGAUAAUUUUGUCAAGCCAUUCUACUCCUCCCUUCCUGGGUAUUCCGGUUCGUCUGAGUCUUGUAAUCCCACGGCCUUUAGAGCGUCCAGAUGGAUAUCCGACGAUUAUGCGGGCAAUGGCUCCUAUGCCAACUUCCAGGUUGGAUUGGAAACUGGCGAUAAAGAUAUCGAAGCGAUGCGACUUGGUAUGGGACCAGAUCGUGGAGUGUGGUUUGCUGGCGAGCAUACUGCACCAUUCGUCGGAUUGGGUACUACGACUGGCGCGUAUUGGAGUGGCGAACGUGCUGCUGGACAAAUAUGCGACCUUUAUAGCCUUGGUCAGUUGGGACUAGGAGUCAGAAAAGACGAUUCGUUGCCCACAGGAACCCCGGGAGUGAUGACUGGUAAUACCAUGUUCCAUAAGGGAAACACGACGGCACUUCGGGCAACUACAGUUCUGGCCACAGUAGAAGGUCAGUGA